Gossypium raimondii (Peruvian cotton) is the source of this 1255-nucleotide messenger RNA. RefSeq names its product 14-3-3-like protein A. The transcript has 5 exons. The coding region runs from base 236 to 1024 and encodes 262 amino acids. Gene Ontology annotation, cellular component: cytoplasm. The record is from RefSeq and is a predicted model, not a curated record. Gene Ontology annotation, biological process: signal transduction. Lineage: Eukaryota; Viridiplantae; Streptophyta; Magnoliopsida; Malvales; Malvaceae.
GUCUCAUUGGACCACCCUCUCUUUCUCCCUUACUCUCUUUGAUACCUUUUUUUUUUGGUUUGUUUUUUUUGUGUAAUCUUUGAUACCCUUUUUAAAAAUUAAUUUAUAAAAAAAACCAGCCCUCUAGCAAUUCAGAGUUUAGUCUCCACUCCCUACAAUAAUUUUCUCUUUCUCACUUGCACCAACGAAAAAGUCGUCGAUCGGAUCACGUAUUAGAUUGAUUGAUAUUGUAAAGAUGUCUCCAACUGAAUCAUCACGAGAGGAAAAUGUUUACAUGGCCAAGCUGGCUGAGCAGGCUGAACGCUAUGAGGAAAUGGUGGAGUUCAUGGAGAAAGUUGCAAAAACUGUUGAUGUUGAGGAGCUGACUGUUGAGGAACGGAACCUUCUCUCCGUGGCUUACAAAAAUGUGAUUGGGGCAAGGAGGGCGUCUUGGAGGAUCAUCUCUUCCAUUGAGCAGAAGGAAGAGAGCAGAGGAAAUGAGGACCAUGUUGCACAACUAAAGGAGUAUAGGGGUAAGAUUGAAGCUGAGCUCAGCAAGAUCUGUGAUGGGAUUUUGAGCCUUCUUGAAUCUCACCUCAUUCCUUUGGCCUCAUCUGCUGAGUCGAAGGUGUUCUACCUUAAGAUGAAGGGUGAUUAUCACAGGUAUCUUGCUGAGUUUAAGACUGGUGCUGAGAGGAAGGAAGCUGCCGAGAGCACUUUGUUGGCUUACAAGUCUGCUCAGGAUAUUGCUCUUGCUGAGCUUGCUCCUACUCACCCAAUUAGGCUGGGACUUGCUCUUAACUUCUCUGUUUUCUACUAUGAAAUCCUCAACUCACCUGAUCGUGCCUGCAAUCUUGCAAAACAGGCUUUUGAUGAGGCUAUUUCUGAGUUGGAUACUUUGGGUGAGGAAUCUUACAAAGAUAGUACAUUGAUCAUGCAACUUCUCCGGGACAACCUGACCCUUUGGACAUCUGACAUCACGGAUGAGGCUGGGGAUGAGAUCAAGGAAGCUUCAAAGCACGAGUCAGGCGAGGGACAGCAGUGAUAAGUUCAUAAAAAUUGUUCUCUGUACCUUAUAUUUGCAGGUUUACAGUACAUAGAUGCAAUGUGAGUUAUCGUAGUGGGUUUUGGUUUUGUUUUCAAUGCAUUCAUCAGCACUUGGAAUCGAAAUGAUCCUCUGAAAUUAUACGGGCUGUAUUAUUGAACGAGAAGAAUUCGGUUUGGGUUGGUUUGGUUUUCACGUGCUAGUACUAAAAUAGUGCGUUUGCCAGUCUCA